GUCAGUCGGUUAGCGGCCGUGCCGGCGUUCGGGUCUCCGGGGGCGCGCGUGACGAUCUGGGGCGUGCCUGUGACUGUGACUGACGAGUGUGACGGGAUCGGAGACGAGCGCGAGCCCAGGGAGUGCCGAGCGGAGCUGGAUAUCGCAUUACAGGAUGACCGCUGGCCCGGUGACCUGACCUGACCGACCCGCCCCGGUCCGCCGCCGUCCGGUCAUGAUGCUAAUGGACGGCGGCCAGCCGCGCCGCGGCGGCCCCCGCCUCUACCAGUACCUGCCUGCCGAGGGGGCCGUGUACGCGGUGCCGAGCAUCGCGCCCCACCCGGCUCACCACCUGGCGCCGCCCCUGCUGCCGCCCAAGGAGAAGAAGAAAUCGCUCUCCGACUGGCUAAAGUUCGGCAAGAAGAGUCGGUCGGAUGACCGCCAGCUGCGCGAGCUGGUCCGCUCGCCGCCGGUCUCCGAGUACCAGGAGCCGACACCGGCCACCGCCUCGGCGCUGGCCCGCUCGAUGCGUUACGCCGAGGCGUGGCUGGCCGACCAGCCGCGACGGCCUCCCUCCCAGUUCGCUGCGCCCGUGGCCAGGCCUUACGGCACGGUGGCGGCCCGGAUGCCGCCGCGUCGACCCACGGCACGAGCCGCCUUCGACGCACCUCCGCCGCCCGGGGCGUUGGUUUACCCAUGGGAGACAUACGCUCCGGCCGAGUACGCCGUGCCCGUGGUGGCCACGCCGGUCGAUGACCCUCCUCCUCUGCCACCCGGCGUGUGCAACUGCAAAAAGUCGCUCAUGGAGAGCGUCCGCGGUAGGAAGAAGACGUCGUGUAAGCGCUGUGGCGCCGAGAAGCUGACGGUGCGCCAGGUAAAGGCUCGCUCACGAGCUGCCGCCUCACCGUCGCAGUAUCAGGACCCGUACGUGGCCGUGCGGAGGUCCAGACUGGGAGCGUCUGACGGCGAUCUCUACGAACGGCCCCGCUCGCAGAGCCACGAGCGUCCCCCGGCGCCUUCUCCCGGCGAGUACGCCAUUCCGCGUGUGGACGGCCGACUCCGUGCCGGCUACACGAGAGCUGUGGACGCCGGCUGGCCGCAGCCGGUUGGGUACGCGCCGGGAGCGGUGGCCUACCAGGCCUCGUGGGCGGCGCCGCCGAUGCCGCCCAGCGAGAGCCUCGACAACAACUACCUGGCCCGGGAGAGCUCGGCGCAUACGGCGCAGAAGAGACGAGCCCUGCUGCAGGUGCCCUGUCCGGCGCCGCCUCCGCCGCCUUCCAAGGCACAGGUGCCGCAGACACUCACCACCUUCCUCCCCGAGCCGCCGCGGCCGAAGGAGAAGCAGAAGGAGACGAAGAGCAAGGAGAAGGAGUCGGAGAGCGGCGGCGUGUCGCCCGACUCUGGUUCUUCGUCUCUCUCGGAGGAUGAGUGGAGCGCAGAGGAGUCCACCACGCCGCCCAAGCGGGAGACGAAGUCGAAGGAUGAUGACUUCAGACUGGGUCCCAGUGCGCGGGGAACGAGCGCGCUGAGGCUGUCUCCAGCCGGCGUCGAGCCGAUCCGAUUCCCACAGACGGUCGGAGGCUCCAGGCUCGCCAAACUCUCCCUGGCUGGAUCGUCCAGUGUGAGGAUCACUCAGAGGGAGCGGAAAAUGGCGACUGCGCCUCUGCCUCCGGCCGAAGUCCCACCGCUACCAACCGAGCCGCCGCCACCGCCACCACCUUCUCAACCACCACCCCCGCCCUCUCAGCCACCACCAAAACAGUCGAUACCGGCCGCUCCGCCGCCGCCACCUGCACCGUCCGUUCCCGCUCCGACCUCGACAAUACCACCUCCUCCUCCUCCCCCACCGCCUCCACCCCCGCCGCCACAGACAGGCGGCAUCCAGCCUCUGAAGCCACCGAGAAGGAAGAAGGCCGCUGCAGAGGAGCAGACGGAAACGGAGCCGGACGCGGAGCCAGGGACGGCGACGGCAAAGAAGCUGGAGGUCCAGCAAGGAGCGCCGCAGCCCAUAAUCUCCAUGAGCGAUAUUCUUCAGGUGAAGUCCAUCUUGAAGAAGACGCCGGCGGCCGACUCUUCCUCCGGCACUUCGGGCACCGACACCGGCUCCGAAUGUGGCGCGGUGGUGCCUACUCUGGCGCAGCUGAAGCAGCAGCGCCAGAAACGUGUCCACUUCCGCUCACACGACAGCCUCUCCGGCGACAAGAAAGGAUCCUCCGGCGAUAAAAAGGCGUCUGACAAGAUCGAGGACCCAGACGACAAGCAGCACGAUAUCGUCGCCGCCAUCACCGACGCCUACGAUCGUGUAAACCGGACUCAGCACGACGCUGAUGGUGAAAUGACGUCAUCAAAGGAGGAGCGGACAAAGGAUGCGACCGCGAGCGGACCGGAGGGUGACGUCAAAAUGACGUCAUCUGGAGCCGGCGCCGGCGAGGUGACCGUGAGCGGCUCCACGGUAGCCAUCGAGAUCGGCGAGAAUGGCCAGUGGCGAACAACAAACGUCAGCAUCGCGACAGAUACUGAAGAGACAGUGCUGUCGCCGGCCGGGUCGCCCAUCUCCAACAAGGCGCUGCUCUUCAACGACACCAUGCGUCUGCACAUGCCGGUGCCGCGGCCGUCAGUGCAGGACGUGUUCUCUCCUCCUUCCUCCGACGGUGGCGCCAGGCGCUCCAGCAUCGGCAAGUCCAACUCGUUCAGGACCCAUCUGGGGAGGCCGCGCGAGCCGCCGCCACCGCCUCCCGAGAAGCCGUCCCCGCCGCCAGCUGGGGAGGCGGCAGAACCUGCUCCAGUCCCGGAGACCUCCGCUCUAGCCUCGUCUCCAUCCGCUGCUCCGAUCAGAGAGCAGCCGAAGAUGGAGCUCCGAGGCACGCCUUCGACAGAGACAGCGCAAAAGGCUUCAGCACCUUCCUCGUCUAGCAAAGCAGCCAACAGCCGCACGAGCACUGUGCCGACAGCGGCCAAGACGAAGACGACCACGACGAAUAGAGCGGCAUCCAAGAUACCCACCAAGUCGCCGUCGAAGUCUCCUUUGAAGUCUUCGUCGCCAUACGCGGCGCCAGUCCCUGUCACACCGUCGAGGCCGCUGAACGCCGCGCCGAGGGCCCGUCCGGCUUCUCUGUCGACGUUCAGUCCCAACGCGCCGCUAACUGUCAGCGGACCGAUCACAGAGCUGGACCUGGGCCGGCGACGGUCCCAGGCAGCGGCUCGAGGUCGGCCGAGCCCGCCAGCACGAGCCGGACUGGCAGUGGCCAUCCCGCAGGUGCCUGUCUCCGGCAGCGGUGACAGCAGCGGCGGCAGCAGCGCCGACAGCGGCCGGGGAGACAGCCGUGCUGGCAGUAGGGACAGUAGCACGGCUCGCGUGCCGCCCCUGCACGCGCCACAGCCGGGCACGGAGUCCGACCGCGUCUCCGUGUCGUCAGAAGGCAGUGACACCCCUCCUCCGCUGCCGAGCAGCGCCCCGCCGCCUCUGCCGAGCUCGGCACCGCCGCCGCUGCUGCACACCAGCACAUCCCUUCCCUCGUUCCACACCAGUGUGUCACUACCGACCCUGCGCGGCGACUCACCUCCGCCGCUGCCCUCCAGCUCUCCUCCGCCUCUCGACGAUGAGACGUCGAGCCCAGCUCCCUCGCCAGUCUCCUCGUCAUCCUCGCCGUCAACGCCGAUCGUCUCUGCCGAGACGCGGCUCCAGCGCGUCUUGGACUCCAUCGCCGCCGAGGCGCGCGCCGUUCCGCGUACCCCCUCGGAGGCAGCUCCUCCUCGCAGCUACUGCUCUGUCGACGCCAUGAUUGAGUGGCGCACUGACGAGCCAGAACCUGACCACAUCUACGAGGAGAUCCCGGAGCGUCGCCAGCGGCCGCGGCUGCGCGCGCUGCUGCAGACAGUGACCGGCUCUCCGGCGCUGCCGGCGCGCCGGACGUCCAUGUUCGGUGGUGCGUCACGAGCGGAGAUCCUCAGCUACUUGCAGACGGCCCGAGAGCGGCAGCUGGCCUCGGAGCCGGAGACGGAGUACGGAUGGGACUGGAGCGGGCCGACCAGCUCCACCAGUGACACGUCAGAGGAGGGACGGCCCGGCUCGGCAAAGAUGGGCCGCAGCCUAUCCGCCGAGGUGGAACGGACGGAUUCCGGCGUCGGCUCGGAGACCAGCAAGGGCACCGUCCAGCUGGGGGACCACGACUGUGACGACUGCCUGCAGCCGGUGCCCACUCAGGUCUCAGAUAGCGGUGAGCUGUUUGACCCGUCCGUCUGCGGAAAAUGUGAGAAGAAGCGCCAGGAGCGGAAGGAGAUUCUCACGGAGAUCGUGGAGACGGAGCUCAAGUACGGGCGCGACCUGCGCGUGAUGCUCGAGGAGUUCUACCGGCCCAUGCUGGUGGCCGGACUGCUCACCCACGAACAGCUCUCACAGAUCUUCCUCAAUGUUGAGGAGCUACUGGAGGUGAGCCGUCAGCUGACAGCCCGGCUCAAAGACGCCCUCGAGACGGCGCUCAACGUCGGCGACGACGACCUUCUGAGCGUCAGCAUCGGCGACGCGUUUCUGGACGGGCUGGACAACACGCUGCGCGCCUUCGAGACCUACUGCACUAAACAGGGUGCCGCCUCUCUGCUUCUCGCCAGCCUGGAGAAGGAGCGAGAGCUGCUGCGCGUCUUCCUCAAGGUCUCCCAGAUGGAGAACAGCCUCCUGCGGCGAAUGAACCUCAGCUCGUUCCUAAUGGUGCCCAUCCAGCGGGUGACCAAGUACCCCCUGCUGCUGUCUCGGCUGCGUAACGUCACCCCUGCCAGUCACGAGAGCAGUGGCCCGCUGGCUGAGGCCCAGGAGAGGAUCGAACUUCACCUGGAGCAUAUGAACGCCACGGCGAAGGAGAGCGGCGGCUCGCGCAUCUGGCGCCGGAUCUCCAUGAUGGGAGCCAGUACCACACCCAUGAAGCGGAGUGUCUCCGAACAGGACAUUACCACACUACGGCUGAGGAAGUUCGGUCUGGAGGUUCUCGACUGGGCAGCUGAGGACUCCACCGUGGCCCUGGAGGGCCGCCUCCUCUACACCCUGCCCGCCGAGAACAACUGGACUCGCCGCGGCCGGUUCUCAGUCCGUAUGACCGCCGUACACGCCCUGCUAGUGACCAGAGGCGGCGGCGGCGCGGCCGACUGGACUGGCCACCUAGCGGCCGGCGAGCGAACCCUGUUCCCGCGCACCGGCCGCCUGCAGCAGGGGGCGCUGCUGCUGGUCAAGGACAGGUCCGCCAGCAGGAUGGCACUCGUCAGGGAGCCGCUGUUUCUGGACAAGUGCAUCGUCUGCACGGAUCCCGAGGUCCGCGAGUGCUUCGAGAUCCACGAGCACACGACCAAAGAAUCACUCAUUGUCAAGGCGGAGGACGGCGAUCGAACCGAUCUGUGGCUCCGCCACCUGCAGUACCUCGCGCAGCGGCUCGGCACCUGGCGAAAACGCCGCAACGGCCUGGCCAACAUCAUGAUCGGCCUGUCCGAGAUGUAGGUGCUGCCACCUACACACGCGGCCGACGUAUGGUGCUGCCAUCUGUGAUAGUCUGCGGACGUGCGGUUGCUGCGCCCCGCAGAUCGCUGUGCGAUGCCUGUUCCAGCUGUGACCUUUGAAUGAACGAACUAUUGCCCCCUGGAGGGGCUGCUGUAUAUCGAAACUUGUACUCGUGAGUGUGUGAAUGUGCCCUAAGCGUAGUCGAGAGGCUAAUACCAGACGUGGCCGAUUUUGUGUAUCUGAGGCCAUUUCUACUCGGCAUGUAUAGCUACAUGUGCUAAUAUACAAACAACCGAACUCC
Messenger RNA from Amphibalanus amphitrite, 5762 nucleotides. It is a transcript of the gene RhoGEF64C, whose product is annotated as nascent polypeptide-associated complex subunit alpha, muscle-specific form-like. The coding region runs from base 215 to 5461 and encodes 1748 amino acids. Gene Ontology annotation, biological process: positive regulation of Rho protein signal transduction. Gene Ontology annotation, molecular function: guanyl-nucleotide exchange factor activity. The record is from RefSeq and is a predicted model, not a curated record. The transcript is spliced from 14 exons. NCBI's taxonomy places the organism in Eukaryota, Metazoa, Arthropoda, Thecostraca, Balanomorpha, Balanidae.